UUUCAGGCUCCACCAAAAGAAGUUCCCAAGACAAUAGAAAACCAGAGAAUAUACGAUGAAACUACAGUCAACCCAGAGGAUGAGGAGGUGGCUUUUGAUGAAGGAACCGAUGAGUUCUCUGCUUACUUCAGUCGGCUGACAAAUCCUAAAGUUCUCAUCACCACAUCAGACAGGCCCAGAGGAAGGACCGUGAGGUUUUGUGAGCAGCUGGCUACAGUGAUCCCACACGCUCAUGUGUACUACAGAAGAGGUCUGGCUUUGAAGAGAGUCAUUCCACAGUGUGUAUCUCGAGGUUUCACUUAUGUGAUGGUGAUCAAUGAGGACAGAAAAGUGCCAAAUGGUUUGGUUCUCUGUCACCUUCCUGAUGGGCCAACUGCACAUUUCAAAGUUAGUAAUGUUCGUCUUCGCAAGGAAAUGAAGAGAAGAGGUAAGGAGCCAACGGAACACAUCCCAGAAGUCAUCCUUAACAACUUCUCUACUAGACUCGGUCACUCCAUCGGCCGGUUGUUUGCUGCUCUGUUUCCUCAUGAUCCACAGUUUGUGGGCCGUCAGGUUGCCACAUUUCACAAUCAGAGAGACUUCAUUUUUUUCAGGUUUCACAGGUACAUCUUCAAGAAUGAAAAGAAAGUGGGGAUACAGGAGCUAGGACCUCGCUUCACUCUUAAACUUCGCUCUUUACAGAAAGGAACCUUUGACUCAAAGUUUGGGGAAUAUGAGUGGGUUCACAAGCGCCAUGAGAUGGACUCCAGCAGAAGAAAAUUUCAUCUUUAAGGGACAGACUUCAAACACAGGACAGCCAUGUUGACGUUUCAUUAAUUAUCUAAAAAUCUCUUAUGGAAAGAAAGUGUUGUAGAAACACAAGCUUUGUCUUUACUGUAUUAUAUUUUCUGCUAAGCAUUUGUUCAUAAAAAUAUUAUAACCAGACUGGACACAAAGAGGCUUGGUGUGUCAAGGCAUGACAAAUAAAUCAAGUUAAAUACA
Sinocyclocheilus grahami is the source of this 981-nucleotide messenger RNA. Its product is annotated as ribosome production factor 1. The record is from RefSeq and is a predicted model, not a curated record. Gene Ontology annotation, cellular component: nucleolus; preribosome, large subunit precursor. Gene Ontology annotation, biological process: maturation of 5.8S rRNA; maturation of LSU-rRNA. The transcript is spliced from 7 exons. The annotation marks the transcript as partial. Lineage: Eukaryota; Metazoa; Chordata; Actinopteri; Cypriniformes; Cyprinidae. Gene Ontology annotation, molecular function: rRNA primary transcript binding.